AUGUACUUUACAGAUGAAUCAUCACCGACAAUGAGCAGAAUUGGUAAAAAAAGGAAUAGACUUUCCUUUGUUUGUCAAGCUUGCAGAAAGGCCAAGACCAAGUGUGACCAGGAGAAACCUCGAUGUGGCAGGUGUACCAAACAAAACCUGUUUUGUAUAUAUGAUGUUGCAAGACAAGCGGCCCCUAGGAACCCGAAUAAAGAUGCUACCAUAGCGAGACUGAAAAAGGAGAUUCGUUACUGGAGGAAUAAAACCGUGGAUUUGACUCAAGAAAAGAAGGACUUCUACACUGCAUUGAAAAGGCCAACGGAGGAGUUGGCUGCUAAGAGAACAUGUAAAAGUUCCCAGGAAAACAGUUUUCCAAUCAGUCUUUAUAAGACCCAUCCCAGACUGAUUAUGACCAAAGUAAUGAAAAGAGAAAUCAACCCUUUAUCUGAAAAAUAUUUGAUAUUUCAGGACACUUUUCUGAAGACGUUGAUUGCCUCCGUACUUUUAAGUUCGUCCAGAAACUCCAUGAUUCCUGCUUUAAAUGCAGAUAUCAGCAGGUCCAGGACGCAGCCAUGUGUAAAGAAUAAUGUGGUAAAAAUGAGAGAGGUUCUAUUGAAAAACUCAAAAUACGAAUCACAAAGAAAAUCCAUCAACGAGUUCACGGACAGGCUACUACAGAGAAAGAACCCUGAAGAACAGACUGCGGUAAAUAAAGUAAUUUCUUUAUUGUACAGUACCAGGGAAUCGUCAUAUCUAGAGAAUACAUGCCCUUCCGAAAACGACUAUUCUGAUUUAUUGAAAGGCCACAUCAACGAAAUCGAAAAGGCACUCCCUCCAAAGGCCAUCAUAGAACAGUACCUUUCUCACUUUUUUGAGCAUAUUUUCCAUUUAAUACCCUUUGCCAGCAAGGAGAUGCUAGAGGAGUCAAUCCACACCACCGUACAGUAUAAUGAAUUAGGGGAAGUACGGCUAUCGAUGGGCACAACCCUUAUACGAAAUAAAAUGGAAAAUUUAUGUAUCUUACUGUUAAUAUUGAGGAUCGCGUACAUCUCUUUGACAUUUAUAGAAGACAAGAUCGAAGAUUACAGCCCAUAUAUUACCAAAGAGAUGUUAGAGCAAUAUCCAAUUCAAAGCGAAGUAAUUUUUCUAGCACAGCAGAUACUUGCAUCUGAAAAUUGGUGUGCUUGUGCAAAUGAAAAUACCAUUUCAUGCUUACUUUAUAUUUGGUGCGCAUUUGUUUUCUCCCCAACUGAGGGUGACUUUUUGUUGGAACAACCGUCGGAUGUUAUUAUUAACCUUGUAAUAUUAAUCGGGACAUCUAUCGGAUUGCACCGUGAUCCAUCUGACUUUCCAGCCUUGAACCACCCCGAAGUUUCGGACAAAAGGCUGCUAAACUUACGAAGGAUACAGUGGCUAUCGAUUAUUUCUAUGGCAACUCUAGAAUCAAGCCUGAAAGGUAGACUGUUGGUGUCACCCCUUUCGAUGAUUGAUCUUUUCAUUAACGUUCGAGAUCCCAAUUGUAUAGAAAUCUAUAAAAAAAGGGUCAAGAAAGAUUUGACGGGUUCCCAAUCAGAUGAACAGCUACUAGAGAUCCAUGAAAUUUUUUUUCAUAGAGCCCAAUUGGCAUUAUUCUUGUCUGAUUUGAACAAUAUAACCAUUUCAUACAGUGGAUCGGUUCCAAUGGAUACGCUAGAAACUUUACGCGUUAAGGCUAAUGAACUUUUGAAGAACAAAUUUCAGCUAAGAAGCGUGGAUAUUAACAUAUAUGACGUGGAGAAGACAUUCCAAAAACUAACCUUCAAUUCAAUUUUGAAUUCAAUAAGUUUAUCGGCCCAGAUCCUGGGUAAAUUAAUGAUGCUACGAGCGUCAAUAGCGUUGAUGUUGUAUUUCGAAACACUCGCAAUGGAAAGAAGUGAAUGUUUGCCUUUCUUUUAUAAGUAUUUUUUCCAGUGUUGUGCCGACACCAUUUCUCUCAUCAGAUUUUUUCUACUGUAUUUCAAUGGGAGUUACGAAAAAGUUCUUUCCUCGUUAGUAUGCUUUAUAACCACAAAAGUUAUUCAAUUGGCUGCUCCUACCACGAUGUUUACCCUUUUAGUGAUUAUCAUGAGGGCAGAGCUGGCCAAAAACAUGCUACUAGUCAAAUGUAACGAAUGUAAUGCCAGAGGUGACAUUAGUGACCUCCCAGAAAUAAAAGAGAAAAUAAAGUCAUUGGACACUAUCAAGGACAACUUUGAGAGGCUUUUGUUGGAAGUAUAUCUACUCGCCUCUCAAAAUCUGAGGUUUAAGUAUUUCUACAUUUUCAAAAUGUUAACCUUGUUUGACGUAUUCAUUCAAAGGUUGAGAAAGGGUCAGUUAUUCUCUGGUUUGUUUGUCAAAGUGGACAAGGACUCGACUACGAAAAAAAUUGCCACUAUGCUAGAGUUAACGCUCGGCAUCAACCUAGACAAGUCAGACCAUUUAAUUGAUAGACUAAAGGGUAAAAACCUCACUGUUAACUUUACGCUUGAUCAACUGCAUGAAAUCAUUAAAGAGUUCGACAAAAUAAAAAACAUUGGUACUGCUGAUUCACAAAACUCUUUGAAUCCAUCAAAGCCAAACAUGAAAGAUAAUACACCCACAAUUGAGCUUUUACUCAACUCCAGUGUGGAAAAUGAGGCCGUACCGUCGUAUAUAAGUUCAAACGAGCCCACUAAUGUUGGUAGUGCCUCCACUUAUAAUCUUGCACGCAAUAUUAAUAAUCAAAAUAAUGGAGAAAACAUGUCUCCAUCGACCCAUCCGAGUGAGAAUAAUCCUGCCGCUCCUAAUCUAAAUUUUACUCCGAUAAACAAUAACUACAGCGGCGGCAGCUCGAACAAUAAUAAAAAUGAUAACGUCAAGUUACCGAGUAAUUUUAAGAACUACUAUGACCCACCUAUGUCUUCUUUGGACAUAUCCAUGGAUGUCCCAGACAUUUUUGGCAGUCUUGAUUUCUUCGAUUAUGACCUCCUUUUUCAAAACGACUAG
Molecule: messenger RNA, 2991 nt
Organism: Saccharomyces paradoxus
Lineage: Eukaryota; Fungi; Ascomycota; Saccharomycetes; Saccharomycetales; Saccharomycetaceae
Gene: PIP2
Product: oleate-activated transcription factor PIP2
Exons: 1
Coding region: 1-2991 (996 amino acids)
Biological process (GO): positive regulation of transcription by RNA polymerase II
Cellular component (GO): nucleus
Molecular function (GO): DNA-binding transcription factor activity, RNA polymerase II-specific; zinc ion binding
Source: RefSeq, a predicted model, not a curated record